This is a messenger RNA of Myotis myotis, 1330 nucleotides long. RefSeq names its product eukaryotic initiation factor 4A-I-like. The transcript has 2 exons. Gene Ontology annotation, cellular component: cytoplasmic stress granule. Gene Ontology annotation, biological process: cytoplasmic translational initiation. The record is from RefSeq and is a predicted model, not a curated record. Gene Ontology annotation, molecular function: translation initiation factor activity; ATP binding; RNA helicase activity. Lineage: Eukaryota; Metazoa; Chordata; Mammalia; Chiroptera; Vespertilionidae. Bases 1 to 1167 code for a protein of 388 amino acids.
AUGACGAACUGUGAGAAAAGUAACUGGAAUGAGAUCGUUGACAGCUUUGAUGACAUGAACCUCUCAGAGUCCCUCCUCCGUGGCAUCUACGCCUAUGGUUUUGAGAAGCCCUCUGCCAUCCAGCAGCGAGCCAUUCUUCCUUGUAUCAAGGGUUAUGAUGUGAUCGCUCAAGCCCAAUCUGGGACAGGAAAAACAGCCACUUUUGCCAUAUCGAUUCUGCAACAGAUUGAAUUGGAUCUAAAGGCCACUCAGGCCUUGGUCCUGGCACCUACUAGAGAAUUGGCACAGCAGAUACAGAAGGUAGUCAUGGCUUUAGGAGAUUACAUGGGUGCCUCCUGCCAUGCCUGCAUUGGUGGUACCAACGUGCGUGCAGAGGUGCAGAAGCUGCAGAUGGAAGCUCCCCAUAUCAUCGUGGGCACCCCAGGACGUGUGUUUGACAUGCUUAAUCGCAGAUACCUGUCUCCCAAAUACAUCAAGAUGUUUGUACUGCAUGAAGCUGAUGAAAUGUUAAGCCGUGGGUUCAAGGACCAGAUCUAUGACAUAUUCCAAAAGCUCAACAGCAACACCCAGGUAGUAUUGCUGUCGGCUACAAUGCCUUCCGAUGUGCUUGAGGUGACCAAGAAGUUCAUGAGGGACCCCAUUCGGAUUCUUGUCAAGAAGGAAGAGUUGACUCUGGAGGGUAUCCGUCAAUUCUACAUCAAUGUGGAAAGAGAGGAGUGGAAGCUGGACACAUUGUGUGACUUAUAUGAAACCCUCACCAUCACCCAGGCAGUCAUCUUCAUCAACACGCGAAGAAAGGUUGACUGGCUCACUGAGAAGAUGCACGCCCGAGACUUCACCGUUUCUGCCAUGCAUGGCGAUAUGGACCAAAAGGAACGAGAUGUAAUCAUGAGGGAGUUCCGCUCUGGCUCUAGUAGAGUAUUGAUUACCACUGACCUGCUGGCCAGAGGCAUUGAUGUGCAGCAGGUUUCUUUAGUCAUCAACUAUGACCUUCCCACCAACAGGGAAAACUAUAUUCACAGAAUCGGUCGGGGUGGACGUUUUGGCCGUAAGGGUGUGGCUAUUAAUAUGGUGACAGAGGAAGACAAGAGGACUCUUCGAGACAUUGAGACCUUCUACAACACCUCCAUCGAGGAGAUGCCCCUCAAUGUUGCUGACCUCAUCUGAGAGGGGCUGGCCUGCUGCCUCAUCCCAGCCAGGGUUCUCAGUCCUUGGCAGGCUGAGGAGGAGCAGGAGGGGGGAGGGAAGGGAGCCAAGGGAUGGACAUCUUGUCAAUUUUUUUUCUUUUUUCUUUUUUUCCCUUUGAAUAAAUGUCACUUUUUGAGGCAAA